AUGAGCAAACCCGCAAAGAUCACAGCGUCGCUAGCACACAAGCCGCCGUUCCCUCCACCAUCUUCCUUGAUCAGUCUGGAUGAUCUAAUCCUCCCUGCUGCCUUUAACGACCUUUCUCCGAUUUCCAGGGAGCUACAAAUACUGGGACAUGGCGAGCGCGAGGGAUUGCAUAGAUUCCUUUCUGCCUUUCUUGAUCUUUCUCGAUUCCAUGGCUUACACAAGCUGCUAUGGCUCAUCGGUGUCCAUGGAGCCCCGCGCUCUUUAUACUACCAGAAAUUCCUUCGCCGCGACAUUGUAAUUGUCGAAGAACUUGACCUUCAUCUCAUUUGGGCAAAGUCAAGAAUUUUCAUCAAGCCACUUCCUGACUUUCUUCUCAACUACGAGUUCUGGGAGGCCAACAUAUGCUCCGAACCUCAAUUGUAUCGAGCCGCUUGUGGGCUUCUCUACUCAUACUGCGGCCUUAUUCGCUUUAAAUACGAUCUGCAGGUUGCCAAAGAUUGCAAGUUGAUUAACGAAAAUUUGGACUACAAAGCUUGGACGGAGUUUGUUCGCACAAUACUACCCAAUCUUCACCCCAAGGACCCCAAUAUCAUGGACACGCGAUUCCAAUAUGGUGAAUUGCGGUUGAAUCGUCUGGAUACCCUUUACAGGUAUUCACCUUAUAAGUUCUCUCUAUCCAGUAUCCUACAAGGGUUCCCACAUGCAAUGUCCGAAAGCUAUACGCCUUAUAUGGAUCAGUACAAUAAUGCAGUGUCAGCCUUUGGUGUUGUGGUUAUCGUUCUGUCGGCUUUUAAUCUAUCAUUGUCUGCACAUUCGAAGAACCCUGAUGCCAGUCUUCAGCAAGCAGCAUGGGGAUUUGCGAUAUUCGCCAUGGCUCUAUGCGCCGCACUCAUUACCUUGUUUCUUGUGCUGCCGGUUUUCUCGUCACUAGCGACAAUCUAUAGCUCUAUUGCAACACGAAAGCGGGUUGCUAAAUAUUGGGAGAGGGAGCGGUCGCACUCAGCUUAG
Molecule: messenger RNA, 1008 nt
Organism: Fusarium poae
Lineage: Eukaryota; Fungi; Ascomycota; Sordariomycetes; Hypocreales; Nectriaceae
Exons: 1
Coding region: 1-1008 (335 amino acids)
Source: RefSeq, a predicted model, not a curated record